ACUUGAGUUGUUGAUAGUGAAAGUUUGCAUACAGAAAUAGCAUUAGCUGUAGGUAAAUGAAUAACAAUGCCUGUCCAGAAGGCGGCGGCAGCAGCAGGAGAUGUUUUAUCAAUAUCAUAUUACAUGCGGAUGAAGUGUGGAUGAGACACGAGACAUCGUUUCCCUCCGCCAAACUGAGCCUUAAUCUUCGUUUUCAAAACCAGUGUCAAACCCAGGUUUUCACAUCAUUGACCAAACACAAAAGGCAAUGGAUGGACCAGUAGAUGGCACCAAGCUCAUUCAGAAACACAAGCUGGUUCUCCUGCAGGCCCUGAUGGGAGAUACAGACUUCCUGCUUCAGCAUUGCCAUGCCCGUGGCAUACUGUCCAAUAAUGAGUACAACAACAUCAAAGACAUUGACACGCGUUCAAAGCAGGUACGGGAGAUCUUGGAUUAUGUGAUGCACAAAGACAACAAGCGUGCUCUGAGUUUCCUCAAAUUGCUGAAAACACAAGACAUGCAAGAGACAUUUCCUAAACUGCAAUUCCUUCAAAAAUUGCAAAUCAACAAACGCAAGACACCAAAUACCACAGAGACGACAGCCAAACGAAGGCAUGAGGUGUUGGAAAACGAUGUUCUACAGGAGAAGCCGUCUAUAAUCAAGUCCAGGAUGGUGAGUGAGAAGGAGAUGAUGAAGGUGGCCGGCUACAUUGGGAACAGCUGGAGGCAGGUGGGCAUAAUGGCACUAGGUAUGAGCACCACCACUCUUCAGCAGAUAGAGGAGGAUAACAAACUACACCAAGAGCGGGUUUUCGCCAUGCUGCGCAAAUGGAGCAUCCGUGAGAGGGACCAAGCCACAGCAGCUCGUCUCUAUUCCCUCCUAACCCAAGAGGACAACGGCGUAGACCCACGAAAUAUCAUCUUCCUGAUGGAAAACAACUGAGUCCACAGAGAGGACUGCAUUUGUGUAGCACUUUGCAUACGUAGACAUGCAAGCAUACCACUAGAGGGAGCUAUAACUGCUAUUCAGUUAUAUU
Molecule: messenger RNA, 1016 nt
Organism: Rhinichthys klamathensis goyatoka
Lineage: Eukaryota; Metazoa; Chordata; Actinopteri; Cypriniformes; Leuciscidae
Exons: 4
Coding region: 248-922 (224 amino acids)
Biological process (GO): signal transduction; regulation of apoptotic process
Molecular function (GO): protein binding
Source: RefSeq, a predicted model, not a curated record